This is a messenger RNA of Penaeus monodon (black tiger shrimp), 587 nucleotides long. RefSeq names its product tyrosine-protein phosphatase non-receptor type 23-like. The record is from RefSeq and is a predicted model, not a curated record. Gene Ontology annotation, cellular component: endosome. The transcript is spliced from 4 exons. Lineage: Eukaryota; Metazoa; Arthropoda; Malacostraca; Decapoda; Penaeidae. Gene Ontology annotation, biological process: early endosome to late endosome transport; protein transport to vacuole involved in ubiquitin-dependent protein catabolic process via the multivesicular body sorting pathway; endocytic recycling. The coding region runs from base 228 to 587 and encodes 119 amino acids.
CAGUAUAUUCGUGACCAUUAUCAUGAAGACCCAGACAGUUAUAGUGCAGAGAUCCAUGAGCUGGAGGGCCUGCGAGCCAGUGCCAUCCAUGCUUAAAAGGGGACUUCACAGGGUGCUCCACCCUCAAGAAAUACUACUGCCAGCUGCACUAUCUUCUCUCCAGAUUCCCACUUAAUGAGAACUCGAGUAUUGCUGUAACAUUUAAUUGGUAUGACAUUUAUUCUAGCAUGGUGUAUAAUGUCACAGACAUUAAGUAUGAAAUGGCCUGCAUUCUUUAUAAUAUCGGGGCUCUGCAUACUGAACUAGGGGCCAUGGAUGCCAGAAAUACACCAGAUGGGAUGAAGAUAAGUUGUACACAUUUCCAAUGUGCAGCUUGGGCAUUUCAGUAUCUGCGAGACACGUAUCCACAACCACGGGAGUCAGACCUAAGUCCAACAUUGUUGACAUUUUUGUACAAUGUUUCACUAGCACAAGCUCAGGAAUGUAUUCUUGAGAAGAGCAUGACAGACAACCGCAAGCCAACAAUUAUUGAAAAAGUUGCAAUGAAGUGUAAAAUCCCGAAAAGCAAUAACAACCUUUGGGCCUAA